UCCAAUUUCUUUUUGCACCUUGUUAAUCUGAUAUUGUUUGCUUGUUUCUUUGCUGUGAUUAUAUGCUAAAUUGCUUGUUGUGAACGAUCACGAUCUCGUCUAAGUUUUAGCUUACCAUAUUAUGUUUUGGUUAAGAUCGAGAUUUUUUCGAGAACAAUUUGGUCGAUCAGUUCUUCUCAACUAUAAGCAUCAAUUGCAUUUCAAUUAAGAUCGGUCAAAUUGGAAUUUGUGUCUGUGUCUGCGUAAGUUCGAUCUCGUUAUUUCUUCGUAAGUGAUUUGGAGUUCUGAGAUCUGGAGCUACUUGUUAUAGGUAGCUGUAAUUUGGUUUGUUUAGAGUUGAAGAUGAAUGCGAAAUUAGGAAGAUCAGUUUCUUAUUAGAGAUCCAGAGUUGCAGGGACCGCUGCCUGUUUUUCUUUUUCCCUGUGUUUUGUGAGGCAAUGCUGUUUACCGUGUGCAGUGAAGGACGAAAUGGAAGGCACAGUGUUCACCCCUGCAUUGGAAGGGAUGCAGCAUGUUAAGUCGGAAGACGGAGUAAUGCUAACUAAGCCAUUCUUGGAUGUAUGCAAGCUUAUCUUACCUGUGAUUGAAAAAUUUGGAGCUGCUAUGGCACUUGUCAAAUCUGACAUUGGAGGCAACAUAACUAGGCUAGAGAACAAAUAUUUGUCCAGCCCAACGAAGUAUACUCAUCUAUACACUAUGGUACAAGAAGAAGUUGAUGCUAAGACUGCUAAAGGCUCAUCUAGUUGCACCAAUGGCCUCCUUUGGUUGACAAGGGCAAUGGAUUUCUUGGUAGAAUUGUUCCGUAAUUUAAUUCAUCAUCAAGACUGGUCUAUGUCUCAAGCCUGUAGUGAGGCCUAUGCGAAGACUCUGAAAAAAUGGCAUGGUUGGCUGGCAAGUUCAAGCUUUUCUGUUGCUAUGAAGCUCGCGCCUGAUAGGAAAAAGUUUUUAGAUGUUGUUGCUGGAAAUGGUGAUGUUAAUAGUGAUAUUGAGAAAUUCUGCACCACUUUCUCACCAUUUCUUGAGGAGAACCACAAAUUCUUGGCUAGCGUUGGCUUGGAUGAUCUAAAGGCAUCUUAGAUGAAUGAUGAGGAAAAUUAUCUUCCUGCGGCUAUAAUUUUACUACAUUGCUAUACGAGUGCUAAUAAAUUCAACACAAAAUAUUACUGUCUUGUGCUUAUGUAACCUUGGCUUGGGUGUACGUGGAUUUUUUAUUUGAAAAAUAUUAUUUUAGAACUAAAUUUAAUAGCUAAACACAAUCCAGAUUUUUAUCUGACUUUCGCAUUAAAA
Messenger RNA from Salvia hispanica, 1287 nucleotides. Lineage: Eukaryota; Viridiplantae; Streptophyta; Magnoliopsida; Lamiales; Lamiaceae. The record is from RefSeq and is a predicted model, not a curated record.